This is a messenger RNA of Momordica charantia (bitter melon), 1878 nucleotides long. Its product is annotated as acyl-CoA--sterol O-acyltransferase 1-like. Gene Ontology annotation, biological process: lipid metabolic process. NCBI's taxonomy places the organism in Eukaryota, Viridiplantae, Streptophyta, Magnoliopsida, Cucurbitales, Cucurbitaceae. The record is from RefSeq and is a predicted model, not a curated record.
GUUAAAAAACCGGCCACCGGCGCUCCGGCGAGAGAGCCAAAGAAAAUGGAGGAUGAGCUUCUGAACUUCUUCAAAGUCUGGUUUUCAGUAUGGAUUUCUCUCUGCUAUUGCUAUGGCGUCGGAAAAAUAAUCCGACCGGGAACCGGUAGACUCAUCUUCUUCUUCCCGGUGAUCUCCCUCUUCCUCUACCUCCCCAUUAAUCUCCACUCUCUCCAUCUCGGCGGCCUCACCGCCUUCUUCGUUGCUUGGCUCGCCAACUUCAAACUCCUCCUCUUUGCCGUCGACCAGGGCCCUCUAGCCGACCCCAGGAUCUCCAUAGGGAUUUUCUGUGCCUUGGCUUCUCUCCCCAUCAAAUUCAACCAAAACCCACUUGAAAAAGGCUCGGAAAAUUGCAAUGGAGGUGCUCCAAUGGAGGCAAUUAUAAAAUCCCAUCACCACCACGAGUCUCUAUUAAACUACGCCGUACAUUGGGACUCAUUGCCUGUAAUUGUACCACAACUCCCUAAUCAUAUAUCAAACCCACUACAUGGGAAAGAAGAAAUUAUGUCAAUCACAAGUUUGAACAUGAUGGCUGAUGGAUUAGCUAAAGUCUCCAUAUUUGUGAACCAAUUUUCCAUAUAUUUAUUACAUAUAUGUGUGUGUGUGGAGGAGAAGGAAGAAGAAGACGAGAAGAAGAGCAAAUUUCAGAUCACUCCAUUAAUGGCUACCGAAAUUGGCAUCUUCGUCCAAACCGUGCUUCUGGUUUGCUCCUCCCUCUGUUUCUGCUUCUCCAUCAGAAACUCAAUCCCCCAUGGAUUCCUCAGAUUUCUCCUCAUUCUUCCCUUCUUCUUCCUCUUCCUCUGCAUUCCCCUCCAAUUUCACACCAUCCAUCUUCAGGGCGCCAUCGGCUUCUUCAUCGGCUGGCUCGGCAGCUUCAAGCUCCUCCUCUUCGCCUUCGGCAAAGGCCCUCUCUGCUCCGCCCCUGCCGCCGCCUCCCUCCGCCGCUUCCUCGCCGUCGGCUCCCUCCCAAUCGAGAUCCCCGUCCACCCCCCGCAGGCACCGGCGCCCGAUUCCCCUCCCGUUCUCUCCCUCACCUUCCCGGCCAAAUUAGGUCUUCUUCUCCUCACCUUCUGUGCGAUCUAUUUCCGAAAUUACUUCAAUCCGUACGCGGUUUUGGUCUUCUAUUGCCUUUUGAUUUACCUGCUACUGGAAAUUCUUGUCGGGGGCGCCGCGGCGCUGGCCCGGACGCUGCUGGGGGUGGAUCUGUCGCCGUACUUCGACGAGCCCUACCUCUCUGCUUCGCUGCAGGAAUUUUGGGGGCGGAGGUGGAAUUUGAUGACCACCAGAAUCCUCCGCGUCGCCGUCUACGAUCCGUGCCGGCGAGUCGCCGGCGCCGCCGUCGGGAAGAGGGCGGCGGUGAUGUUGGCGGUGGCUGCGACGUUCGCGGUCUCCGGCCUGAUGCACGAACUGAUUUACUUCUACAUGGGGAGAAUGGCGCCGACGUGGGAGGUGACGUGCUUCUUUCUGCUUCACGGGGUGUGUUUGCCGGCGGAGAUGGCAGUGAAAGCGGCGGCCGGAGGGAGGUUCCGCCUGCCGCGGGCAGUGUCGGCGCCGUUGACGCUGGGGUUCGUGAUGGUGACGAGUUUUUGGCUGUUUUUUCCGCAGUUUCUGAGGUUUAAAGCGGACGUUAGGAUGUUUGAGGAGUACGCGGCGUUAGGCGCGUUGGUGAAGAACGUGACGGGGGACAUGAUCACGCCGUUGAUCGCUUUUAAAUAACUGUUUUUUAUUUUUCUGGAAGUAAAAAGACUUUUUUUAAUAUUAAAAACUGUAGUCAUCACAUGAUUCACGACGACGUGCGUUGGGACAUGAAUAUAGGUUUUAAGCUAUUAUAUAUUUUUA